AAGACAUGACCUGUCAUGCUAUUGAUAUUGUGAUAUAUUUUGGAUACAUAUUAUUAACAUAUAUGUCCUCUUGUUUUCUUUUGCCAUAGACUGUGUAUAGCACAGUUGUUCAGUUAGGGAGGGAAAGCCACAGAGUGUACACAGUGUACACCAAGUCAAAUAAAUUUGCAUGAUGCCCAGCUGCAAUGGAAAUGUUUCCAUUCAAACCAGUUACAGUGAAAACAGGACUGAAUGUGUUGGGUUCAGACAAUAAUGAAAGGACCAGGUAGUGAAAGUGACAAGUGGAAAACAAGGGUCUUGUGAUGGCGUCAAGUCUGAGUCCCGGGUUUCAUGCAAUGAGUGAUCUGCUGACCAUCCGUGAGAAAGGUGUCCUCUUUACUCUGCUCGAACCUCAGUGUACGCUGAUCAAAUCUGCAGUAGCACAGGUUCUAGUGGCCACAGAGACUGAGGGUGAGACUCCAAGCUGGAGUUGUUUGGGUUGUGGUGCACUGUGUCUCAUUGAGGAUAAGUCCAUUCACACCCACUUCCUGCGUCUGUACUGUGUCAAGCAUGCCAAGUUUCUGUGGGAGCAGGAGCUUUACAUACCAUUCCAAUACACUGCAACUCGCACGUUCUUCCACACCUUCCCCGCAGAUGAACACCAGGUGGGCCUCAACUUUGCAGAUGAGAUCGAGGCAGAGGAAUUUCAUUUUGUGGUGGAGGUGGUCCAAAGAAACCAAGAAAAGACAACGGGGACGACAGAAAAAGAAAAGGCUGAAAAUGAAAUCAAGCCAACAAGUGAUUCUCCUGAUUCAGGAAUUGAGCCACUUGACCAUUUGGACGAGGAGCAACAAUCCCCCACAGAUUCACCAUCCAUAGGGACAACACCACCCAUCAGUUCAAACUUAAAGGAUCUGGAUCCUGCUAUGAGGAGGCUGUUGAUUCAGGCAAAACUCACUGAGGAAGACCUGAAAGACAAAGAUGUCACUGAGGCUGUCGACUACAUUAUCAACCAAUUCGGAGGACUUAAGGCUGUGCAGAGAGCGCUGAGGAAUAGAGGCCCAGUAUCUCAGACGUUGCCAAGAGCCGCAGGGGCAUCCAUCAGCCUUGUUCUAAACAAAGGGCCCUUGCCCCCCGUUCCCUCCAUCAAAGACAGCACCACCUCCCAGCAGACACCAUGGCACACAAACACACAACGCCAGAGUGAGAUUUCCUCUUGGAUUCCUCCUCCUCCAUCUACGCCUGCUCCAGUUCUUUCAGAGAGGAUCAGAAAGAGUGCGAGUUUCAAACACGUGGGCUCCUCGGCAGCUGGAGGCAGAGGUGACCUUAUCCUGAAAACACUGAGAGAAGUACUUACACAAAAACAGCAGCUCAAAGGAAGCACAAGUGAAGGUGGAAGUCAAAUGGAGCUGGACACUAACAGCGACAGGCAGCUUUAAACUAACUUUGGUUUUCUGUGUGUGACACACUCAUAAAAAAUGUGUAAUAAGGCUAAGAUGAUGCUUUUUUUCUCUUUUUCUCAUACAAGACCACAGCUGGAUUAACCUGUUAUGAGGCCCUGAUUGUCAAAAGUUACUGCUGUGCCCCACGUCUCAGUGUAUUGUGUUCAUAACCUGUUAAGUAAGCUUCAUUAUUUGCUCAGACCCCCCAAAGCCAACUAGUAGUCAUGCACUGAAAUGUCACAAAAGUGCAUUUUCCUUGUGUCCGUUUGUUUGUUCAAAACGUUAUUUACUCAGUUCAACUCAUUCCGACUUUAUUUAUUCCCUUUAUUUAUCCCUACAAGAUGACAAAUACAUAAAAGAAAUAAGUUAAUCAUGAAACACUGAUCAUCACAAACCUUAAA
This is a messenger RNA of Plectropomus leopardus (leopard coralgrouper), 1822 nucleotides long. RefSeq names its product actin nucleation-promoting factor WASL. NCBI's taxonomy places the organism in Eukaryota, Metazoa, Chordata, Actinopteri, Perciformes, Serranidae. The record is from RefSeq and is a predicted model, not a curated record. Gene Ontology annotation, biological process: actin filament organization.